GCGCGGUGACGCAGGGCGUGGGCGGGGCGCGCGCGUGCGCGGCGGGUGGCGGCGGGCGCUGCGGAGCCGGGGCUGGCCGGGGCGGCGGGCGCCAUGUCGGGCCGCUCGGUGCGCGCCGAGACCCGCAGCCGCGCCAAGGAUGACAUCAAAAAAGUGAUGGCGGCCAUCGAGCGCGUCCGCAGAUGGGAGAAGAAGUGGGUGACAGUGGGUGACACCUCCCUGCGGAUAUUCAAGUGGGUGCCGGUGGCGGACAGCAAGGAGAAAGAGAAAUCCAAAUCAGGCAGCAGCACUGCCCGAGAACCCAAUGGCUUUGCAGCGGACACCUCUGCCAACUCCUCUCUCCUCCUGGAGUUCCAAGGUGCUGUUUCUGCAGAUGAGAACAGCAACCAGAGCUCCCUGUCGGAUGUCUACCAGCUCAAGGUGGACAGCAGCCCCAACUCCAGCCCCAGCCCCCAGCAGAGCGAGUCCAUGAGUCCUGCCCACACGUCUGACUUCCGCACGGAUGACUCACAGCCACCCACACUGGGGCAGGAGACCAUGGAAGAGCCCUCCCUGCCUUCCUCGGAAGUUGCAGACGAGCCUCCUACUCUCACAAAGGAAGAGCCAGUCCCGCUUGAGACUCAGGUAACUGAAGAGGAGGAGGACUCCGGUGCGCCACCUCUGAAGAGAUUUUGUGCCGAUCAGAACUCUGUGUGCCACACGGCCUCGGAGAGCUAGCCUGCCCAUCCCCGGGGAGAACGUCUUCGCCAGCCCUCGCCGAGCCACCCGCCCUCCCCGGGCCACGGGGCGCUUUCCCCCGCCUGCCAUUCCCGCCGGGCACUCCCACGCUCACCAUCCAGCCUGCCGUGCCCUCCCUGUGCUCCCGGCUGGACGGAGCUGCCGUCGCACCUGCACAUUUGCCUCUAUUUAUUGGCUUCCCCUCUCCCCGCCAGUUUGUCCCACAGCAUGGGGCUCCCUGCUCCUUGGGGACGCUGAUUGCCUGCUCUGGCUCCGCUGUCCGCCCUCCCCUCGGUGCCGGGACCGGGAGAAGCUGCGCUGCAGCCACAGGAAGCAAUCUGCCUGCUCCCGGUGUGGGGUCCAUGGGAUGCUGUGCGGUAGCUGCUCCUGAAGCUGCUGAGAGGGUUGGGAGUCCCCGGGAUGGAGCCCCGGUCCGGUGGGGGGCCGCGGCUGCCUGGCCCCUGACAGCUGGGGGAGCCGUGCUCGGCACGGGUACCCCCGUUCCCGGGAUGGGGAAGGCUGAGGCAGGGCCAGCCUGGGCCCCCUUGGCCCUGGGUUUCCCCUUGGCCCUGGGACCCCUCUGCCGCCUGCCCUGGGACCCCCCCUGCCACUGCAUGUCCUGCCGAGUCCGAGCGAGCCCGGCGAAGCCGCAGGCGCGGCCGCGCGUGGAAGUGGAAAGUUAUUUUAGCACUGAAUAGAAUAUUUUUAAAAAAAUUAAACUAUUUGAAAUACAGCACCUGGUGUCUGCGGGACAGGGCGGGUGGGACACGCCAGCGGGAGUGCCCAGCGCCGGCCCGGAGCCUGCGUUGUCCCCCGGUGCCCCCUAACACCCCUCGGUGGUGCCCAAGCAGUCACGAUAGCGCUGCCAUGGGCACUGGGGCCGGCAAAGCGGCUGCUGCAGCUGCCGAGACAGCCAGGACAGGUUUGUACGCAGCUUCAAGGUAACGAUUAGAGCCCAAUAUGCAAAAGAACCCAAUAA
Messenger RNA from Cuculus canorus (common cuckoo), 1696 nucleotides. It is a transcript of the gene BCL7B, whose product is annotated as BAF chromatin remodeling complex subunit BCL7B. Bases 94 to 717 code for a protein of 207 amino acids. The record is from RefSeq and is a predicted model, not a curated record. NCBI's taxonomy places the organism in Eukaryota, Metazoa, Chordata, Aves, Cuculiformes, Cuculidae. The transcript is spliced from 6 exons.